This is a messenger RNA of Toxorhynchites rutilus septentrionalis, 1946 nucleotides long. It is a transcript of the gene bc10, whose product is annotated as bladder cancer-associated protein. The record is from RefSeq and is a predicted model, not a curated record. The transcript is spliced from 2 exons. Lineage: Eukaryota; Metazoa; Arthropoda; Insecta; Diptera; Culicidae. Bases 307 to 546 code for a protein of 79 amino acids.
GGACAACAGUCAUCUGUCAUCGAGAAAACAGCUUGUGCCCUCAAAUAGAACAUAUCGCGAGAAGUCAAUACAUCAUCACUAAUACCAUAUUCCACAAAAUUUACAAAUUGGGAAUAAAUGGACAAAAACAUACUCAUCGAAUCGCACACCGGAAUACGAUACGGUUAUCAGUGACACAAGGUUGUUUUCCUCGCUGUCGCGGGUGUGAAUCAGUUGCCAUAAACGAAACUGCAGUAUACGUGCAAAACAAACACUGCGAGAUUAGCAAAUCUUAGCUCGGAUCUGUGGAAAACAGCGCAGGAGAAUAUGUACUGCUUACAAUGUUUGAUACCGGUGUUGCUGAUUCCGAAACCGACAAAUCCGGCUCUCAUGCAGACACACGUCAUGUUCAUUGUCCUCUAUCUGAUAGGAUUCUUCCUGGAACGGAAACCGUGCACUAUCUGCAGUCUAGUCUUUCUCGCAGCGGUCUUUCUCAUAUGCAACAGCGGAGUCGGAAACUGUCUAUUCUGGGGAAAUUGUGAGGGCCAUGCAUGUGACAAUGGCUGAGAGAGGAGCACUCCUGAUAUUCGCAACGAUAUGGCGCUCGUUGAGAAAGGUGCCAAAACAAUACCUACUCUCCAUAAUUAAUUUCCUCAAAACGCAAAUGUGUUUUUAUGUAAAGAUAAACAAAAACAAGCUAACAACAACAAUUCAACCAAAGUUUGUAUUCUAGUUUCGUUUAAAUGCAACACAAGCGAAAUAAAAUAAAACAACGAGAAACAAAAAUAAAUUGCAACUAAUCCUGGUCAGUUUAGGUCUAAAUUUUUUAACCUUUUAGAGCAGCAGAUAUUUGGAACGUAGAACCCCAGGAAGAGUCGAUGAAUUUCUUGCAGGAAGUGAUAUCAUAAAUCUCGUACACUUAGACGAAAUGUGGCAUGUUUAAUUCGUGAUUUUAAUUUUAUACGAAUUCUAGAUAAGGUCGUAAUUUUUUUAAAAGAAUGUAAACGAAAAUGUGUUUCGUAAUUCGUAACUAAACACUAACUAACGCAUGAGCGAGGGAACGCAAUGAAUCAAAAGACCGUGUUAGCCUAUUUUCACUAAACAUUUUUCCGAAGCGUUGUACAUAGUGUAUUGAACAUAUUUUUGUAAUAUUUAUUUUUGUAUUAACUUUGCAACAUAGGUUAGCGUGUUGAAUAUUACAAAGAAUUAAUAGAAACUAGAUAUCGAAGUGGAACCAUCAAUAAACACUGUGUACAGAGGUUAGCGAACUAAUUCGGAAGAAAGAAACCACCCUAAGCUUUAUAUGACAACCACAGAUAACUGUCCAGUUGAAUUUUACAUCUUUCUUAUAGGUGAAGUGAAGUUAUUAGUUUCAAAGAAGACUGCACAGUAUAUCUUAUCACAACAAACGCAGACGAAUUGUCGAUGACCAAUUGCCGUUAUUUUUAUCUUAUCAUUUUAUCUUCGAAUUGACCGCUAAUGGAUGAAUUGCAAAAGCAAUACUCCAAGCUGGUAGCAAAAUACAUUUCAAACGCAAUUUUUAUAUGAGCAUGAUAUGUCUUGUACGAGAAUUUGAACAGAAUCUAAUCUAAGGAAUCUAAGCAAGCUUACUUUAUAAAUUUUAAAGUACAAAAAGCAGAAUAUUAUUUGGUUGUUUGUGAAGCGGAUUAUUUUUAAAUAACACAUUCUUGUUUCGCCAUCCAAAUUGGAAAGAAAUAUCUUUUUUCCUCAUCAGUUAAAGUUCCAUCAUUCAACCAGUUAAAGUUCAAUUGCAUUCAACCGAAAAUGUGCUUCAUCGCUAAAGCCCUAAAUCGAGUCGAUAAAAAUCGACAAUCACUAUCAUAUCGAGCAAAAUUUCGUAUUUUGUAAACCGAGAUAAUACUAUCGAUUCUGCUACCCAAAUAUGCAUGGUUGACGCACGUGCCAAAUGUGUUAAAUCAAGGAAAGAAAGAAAGGAAACGUCUGAU